This is a messenger RNA of Mercenaria mercenaria, 5051 nucleotides long. RefSeq names its product cap-specific mRNA (nucleoside-2'-O-)-methyltransferase 2-like. Bases 97 to 2973 code for a protein of 958 amino acids. Gene Ontology annotation, molecular function: methyltransferase cap1 activity. Gene Ontology annotation, cellular component: cytoplasm; nucleus. Gene Ontology annotation, biological process: 7-methylguanosine mRNA capping. The transcript is spliced from 13 exons. The record is from RefSeq and is a predicted model, not a curated record. Lineage: Eukaryota; Metazoa; Mollusca; Bivalvia; Venerida; Veneridae.
UUGUCAGCGGAAACGAUCUACACACGCAGCCGAAGUUGGAGAAAUUCAGAGCUAAAUUCAAGAUUUUUCUUUAAGAGACACAUACAAUACGGAAGGAUGGACUUUUUGGAAGUUACUUCUCGUAAGAGGAAGAGGAGGGUCUCUGAUAACAGAACAAAGUUACCUAGCAACAUUCAGAAUGUUAUUGAAAAACUUUUUGAAAAGAAAUUUAGCUAUGAAAAAAGGGAAGACUAUAUGUUAACUUCAAAUUUUGAUGGAAAACAUUUGAGUGGUGAGUGGCAGAUAAAAGAAUAUAUGUCUUUGAAAAACGAACUGAAUAUGUUGAAAAAUGAGCUUAAUGACAAAGAUAUGAUAACAUGGCAUGAACACACGCGCCUUGUAAACCUGGCGGGGAAUAUUGCGCCAGAAGUAAGAAAUCGGUUGAGGCCAGAGUUGUGUACGCAAGCGUGGUGUAAGUUCUACGAGAUAGCGUCAACGUACCUGAGUUUAGAGGACAGGAAGUCGCUUGUUACAGUCCAUCUAUGUGAAGCACCAGGUGCAUUUAUUACUAGUUUGAAUCAUUUCCUCAUUACACACAGUUAUGCUGGAGACUGGCAGUGGUUAGCCACGACCUUGAACCCUUAUUACGAGGGAAACAACAUAGGACAGAUGAUAGAUGAGGACAAAUUCAUACGCUGUAGCUAUGGUAACUGGUACUUUGGGGAAGAUGGCACAGGAAAUCUGAUGUCAAAGGACAAUCUGAGGGGAUUACAGGAAAAGUUGGUUAAUGUUAAGGUUGAUGUGGUUACAGCAGACGGCAGUAUUGAUUGUCAAGGUGACCCAGCAGAACAAGAGAAUGUUGUUUCUCGUCUGCAGCAUUGUGAGGUCCUUACUGCAUUACAUAUCCUGUCACCAGGGGGCACUUUGGUUGUCAAAAUGUUCACGUUGUUUGAAUGCAAGGCUGUAGGAUUGAUGUACCUUCUUAACUGUGUAUUUGAAAAGGUCGAAGUGUUCAAACCAUGUACCAGUAAGGGAGGCAACUCUGAAGUCUAUGUAAUUGGUCUGAAGUUCAAAGGGAGAGAAUGCUGUGAAGAUUUUCUACAAAAUAUUACAUCAUUUUAUUUUGGGCCAGAUGAACCAGAUGGCUGUCUGUUUUCUCAAGACGAUAUACCGGGUACUUUCCUAGAACAGCACACAGAGUGUGUCACAUUCUUCAAAGACUGUCAGAUGUCAACUAUACAACGUAACCUUGACCUUCUCAAUGUCAUGGCUGAUGAUGAAAAGUCAAAGGUUGAAGAACAGAAGGAUUUCUGUAUGGAAUGUUUCUUUAACAGAUAUGAUGUGAAGCCAUUGCCAUCCUCAGCAAGAAUUAUGAAAUAUUUGAAGGGAAGAAAAGGUGGUUCUAAUAGGACUACAGAAUUUGCAGCCAAAGUUAAACUGGAGGGCAAGUUCACUGGCAGUUUUUGUGAGAGACAAGAAUUAUCAACAUUACCAUGGCAACAAAAGAUAAAUAAAAUAGAGACGUAUGAAGAUGAAGUGAACAGGGAAGAUAACUCACUUUGGAUCAAGUGUCAAGAAGAGAUAUUGGAACAUGAGAUAGAGUUGUUGCAAGAAGUGAGGGGCAAACCAAUAGACAGCAUACAGAGCUCGAGAUUUUGUCAUGGAUUUUAUCUUGGCCAGGUGCACGAGAUAAUUAAAAAUUCUAGGUGGUUAACAACACAGACACAAUCAAAUGCAGAGUUCGUAACAUACGUAGCUUGUAAACUGAAAGAACUACUGUUAGACACAAUACAGUAUUACAAUGGUGGAACAAUUCCUGAUCACACAAGCACAUCACCAAUGCAACAUUUGAAAGUUAAUGAAAAUGUGGAUCAAAACCAGAAAGAGUCUUGUACGAAAUUAGACAACAUUGAACAAGAUACUGAAAUGUCAGAAGUGCCAAAACAAAGAGCUGUGUCUGAUGACCAGAAAGGUCUUGACAGAGAACAUCACUGUAACUGUAGUUUAAAAGGCUGCAAAGAUUCGGACCUUAGCGUUAUACAAUCUGGACAUGGGGAAACAUGUGCUUGCCGUAGUGAAAAUAGUGGCAGUUCUAAACAUUCUAGCAAAUGGGUGGAUAAAGCUGGAGAUACUUCUGGUGAAACUGGUGAUAAUUGUGAUGAAACUGGUGAUAAUUGUGAUGAAACUGGUGAAACUUGUGAUAAUUGUGAUGAAACUGGUGAAACUGGUGAUAAUUGUGAUGAAACUGGUGAUAAUUGUGAUGAAACUGGUGAUAAUGAACAUACAGGUGAGAAUGACCCAAGCAGGACUUGCAGAACAAGUUCCAUUGAUCUACAGGGGGAUAGUCUCAAUAAAAUGGACAUUGGGGAAGAUGCACCUUCUAAUGGAGAAGAUACAGGCAGUUUAUUAGUAGGAGAAUGUAUUCCAAAAUUUACAUGUGUGUGUAUCAACAGUGGUUCACCAAUUCUUGAUGAACUUUCACAAUCACAACAGAGUUGCAGUGACGGUCAGAGUGUCAGACUUUACACAGUGAGUGUGGGAAAUGUCUGUGAUAAAUUUGAACUCGUAGAACAAGGAAAGCUGUUGUCUGUUGUACAAGAUAUCCUAAAGAACUGUGAGACAUCAGACUAUGUUGUUGUAGAGAUGGGAACAUGCUUGAGUAGGUUUACAGCUGGACUAGUCUACCUUCUGUACAGAAGUUUCAGAGAGAUUGGUUUUGUUCACCAUCAUGGCAACCUGAUGAAGCGCCACCUAGUGUGUGUUGACUUUCAGAAUUGUCCAAUCAGAUUAUGUCAGUAUUUAGAAGAGGUUGGUCACAUGACAGAAACUGACCAAUCAAAUUCAGUGUUAGAGAUUGUUCCUGUUCUGACAAUGCUUGAAGAUGACGAGUUUACAUCUUUUCUACGAAUCUCCAACGUUAAUCUGCUUCAGUCUUUCAUCACAACUGUUGUCAACCAGGAAAAGCAAAUUCAUUGUCAGGGUGACAACACUUGAACAUUACUCAUCACUCUUAUAGAUCUGAGAAAUCCUGUCCAGAAUUGUGUUUAAUACCUGUUGAGAAGUAGCAAAGUUAGGAUUUGCCUAAGUGGAUAGCAAAGUUAGGUAAUUACAAAGAAUAUUUGACUAAUUGGAUUACAGUUGUGUAAGUAACAAAUUUAAAUUAAUAAUCCAAAAAAAAUGCAGAGACAUGGAUCUAAAAUUCAGAAAAAAUAGUCUGGGAAAAAUAACAGUGUUGAGUCCCCAUUAUACUGAAUGAUAUACUGAAGAACUGUGAAAACCUAGUGUGGAUUAUUUUCUAUGGAAUAUCAGUGUCUGAAUAAUGCCACUGGAACAUCACUGUGAUUGGCAUAUUGACGCUUGAACAACAUUGUGCAUGCCAGAAUAAUGACACUGGAACAUUACUAUUAAUGUCAGAAUAAUGACACUGGAAUGCCACUGUGCAUAUCAGAUUUAUGACACUGGAAUCACACUGUGCAUGUCAGAAUGACUCUAGAACACCUGUGCAUGUCAGAGUAAUGGCACUGGAACAAAUGUGCAUGUCAGACUAAUUGCACUGGAUAACCACAGUGAAUGUCAGAAUAAUGACACUGGAACACCUGUGAAUGUUGGAACAAUGACACUGGAACAAAUGUGCAUGUCAGACUAUUCGCACUGGAUAACCACAGUGAAUGUCAGAAUAAUGACAAAAAAAAAAACACACACAAAAAAACAUGUUCAUGUCAGAAUAAUGACAAAAAAAAACCCACAAAAAAACAUGUUCAUGUCAAAGUAAUGACUCUAGGACAACACUGUGCUCAUAAAAGAGGAAUACCACUUUUCAUAUAUUUACCUUGAUAUCACUCAGCAGUGUGUAUUGUGUACUUUUGAAAUGUCAGUUUUGUCUUAAAACUGAAUAAUGCUACAUUUUUGAUGAGUUACUUAAAAAGUUUCUUGUUUAACGUGGGUAGCUGACGAAAGUCCCCACCUGGAAUGGAUGGAACAACUCCGACUGACGUCAUAUUUACCUCCCCAGCGUCUGUUCUAGGGCAAUACUGCUGGAAACAGUACCAAUUUAAGUAAAUCACCCAGCACUGAACACUAGUCAGGAUAUCAGUCGCGACCGGGAAUCGAACCCAGACCGCUGGCGUUGUAGUCCAACCUGCUAACCACUGCGCCAUUGACUUUAGGAAUUGCAUGGUUGAUAGAUAUAAUUAAGAAUAUGGCAAAUAUAACAAUGUUAUGAUCUGCAAUUUUGUGUUCAGUGGGAGCAGAUUUUGGCAAGACUGGAUCAUACAAGGUGCCUGCACUUAUCGCGAUUCAGCCAGGCAAAAUCCGUGAAAGCCGACUGCAUCAUUGUAGAUCAAAGAACUGUUUUAAUGACCCCUUUAGUAUAGACCUCUCUACCCAUUUUUGUUGUUACUGUAGAAAUAAGUGACUAUAAUUUUAGGCAAGCAGGAGUAGACAUUUGGAAUUACCGAUAUGAAUAAUUUGAUGCCGAAUAUAGAUGCCAAGAUUACAUAAUUUCUGAUGUCAUGUGUGAUGUCAUGACCUCCCAUUGGCUAUUUUUCCAUAUUAAAUGGAGGUUGAAUACAGGGGUUUUGUACUCGCUCGUGAAAUACAAGCAGUGUUUAAGACAGAAAAUUCAGUGUAUUAGAAGUUGAGAAGAUCCCUUAGGAAGACAUUGUUGUGGAUUAAGAACUAUGGAAUAAAUUUUCAAAAUCGAUUUCUGACUUGUAACAAUAUUGUUUACAAAUUAUUGAAGUUCAGUACAGUGUACAUUUAUCAGUUUGAUGAAAAAUCAGUGUGGUUGUCAGUUUUGGUCCAUUUGCAUCAUUGACUCAAGUUUAUGUGAGGGAUGUAGGGCAUUUCCUUACCUAUUAUGAAGGGACUCAACCAAAUCUAGUCUUGUUACUAUAUUAUUUGGUUGCAUUUUGAGCUUCUAAAUGAUCCUUUACAGCUUUGAUUAUACGAAAACCAUUUUUAUGUAGUAUAACCUAUAUUUGUUACGCAUCUCCCAUUCUCCACUUGAUAUCAGUACUGUGUGAGGCUACUGUCCUAUAAUUUUGCGGAAAUAAAGUAAAACACAAACCAUU